CCCGCCGCGGGUCCUUCAGUGUGGCUCUGACGCCAUCACCCAGCGCAGUGUCGUCAUCAGGAGAAGAAACAGUAAGCAGACCAUCAGAAAGAGGAGGUAUCCGCUUGUCCAGGUGUGUUUUACCUCUGCUGCCCGUUCCUCAACAUGUACUAUAGACUGAACGGAGUGACGCAGCGGCUCACCGGAGCUCCCGCCACCGCCUACAACCCGCAGGGUCUGCGUCCAAGUGUCCCACCUGUCAGUCCUCCUGCCAUCUUUGCAUCGCCGACCAAACUGGUGUCAGAAACAGGAAGUCAGGUGGAGUACCUGGGAGCCAACAGAGUCAAUGAAAUGCAGAAAUUCUUCCAGAGGGCAGAUGGGGUCCCUGUACACCUGAAGAGGGGUCUGAUAGACAAGUUGCUUUACCGAACCACCAUGGGUCUGACGGUGGGGGGGGCGAUAUACUGCCUUGUGGCUCUCUACAUCGCGGCCCAGCCUGGCAACAAGUGAUGCUGCAGAGCUGCUGCGCUCUGAUUGGACCAGAUGUUUCCUGUGUAUGUUCAGUGUGAGAGUUGAUGAGGUAUUCAGGGACAGGUGGAGGUUUCUGAUGAGGUGUUCAGGGACAGUCUGUCUGCAGAUAAAAACACUGUACAGAAAUAUGAUUUAGUGUGGUGAAUUAAUAAUAAAGUUUAUUUUGUUGUGAAAGAA
Xiphias gladius (swordfish) is the source of this 687-nucleotide messenger RNA. Its product is annotated as cytochrome c oxidase subunit 7A-related protein, mitochondrial-like. The coding region runs from base 145 to 489 and encodes 114 amino acids. The record is from RefSeq and is a predicted model, not a curated record. NCBI's taxonomy places the organism in Eukaryota, Metazoa, Chordata, Actinopteri, Istiophoriformes, Xiphiidae. The transcript has 3 exons. Gene Ontology annotation, biological process: regulation of oxidative phosphorylation; mitochondrial electron transport, cytochrome c to oxygen; mitochondrial respirasome assembly.